Molecule: messenger RNA, 1335 nt
Organism: Nannospalax galili (Upper Galilee mountains blind mole rat)
Lineage: Eukaryota; Metazoa; Chordata; Mammalia; Rodentia; Spalacidae
Gene: Sumo1
Product: small ubiquitin like modifier 1
Exons: 6
Coding region: 151-588 (145 amino acids)
Biological process (GO): protein sumoylation
Cellular component (GO): PML body; nucleus
Molecular function (GO): protein tag activity; ubiquitin-like protein ligase binding
Source: RefSeq, a predicted model, not a curated record
CCAGCGGAAGUGACGCGAGACGUACCGGAAGUCCCUGCUGCCGCGGUGUUGUGCUGUGGGGAAGGGAGACGGAUUUGUAAACCCCAGAACGAGGUUCUGCCUGCCCGAGGCCGCGGUGUUGCGGAGACCCGAGGCGUAGCCAGCGACACCAUGUCUGACCAGGGUAAGAGAAGGAAAGAAAACAUACAGAAGACACCGAGAUCACUAGAGAUGGAUUGUGGCCUUUUUUUGUCCAAGAUCAUCUUAUUUUCCAGGCAGUUCUGGAGGAAAAAAGACAAGAGAGCCCAUGAAAAGGAGGCAAAACCUUCAACUGAGGACUUAGGGGAUAAGAAGGAAGGUGAAUACAUUAAACUCAAAGUCAUUGGGCAGGAUAGCAGUGAGAUACACUUCAAAGUGAAAAUGACAACACAUCUCAAGAAGCUCAAAGAAUCAUACUGUCAAAGACAGGGAGUUCCAAUGAAUUCACUCAGGUUUCUCUUUGAAGGUCAGAGAAUUGCUGAUAAUCAUACUCCAAAAGAACUGGGCAUGGAGGAAGAAGAUGUGAUUGAAGUUUAUCAGGAACAAACAGGGGGUCAUUCAACGGUUUAGAUACUCUUUUUAUUUCUUUUCUUUUCCCUCAAUCCUUUUUUAUUUUUAAAAAAAUGGUUCUUUUGUAAUGUGUUCAAAAUGAAAAUUGAAUACUGGCACUCCAUCUCUUUAAACAUCUGGUAAUUUGAAUUCUAGUGUUCAAUAUUCAUUAUUGGUUGUUUUUAUUGUGCUGAUUUCCGGUGAUCAGACCUCAGCUCCCUUCAUAUUGCCCUCUUUUUUGAAAAUUUCAUGUGUGCACAGAGAGGCCAUCUUUUUCAGGACUGUGCAUUUUCAGGUUUGUGGUGAUUAAAAAGAUCGACCAGAGCAAAUUUUCAUAAUGACCUUCCAGUUGGCCCUGAAGUUCCAGCAGGUGACUGCUUUACUCCUGGACUGUGAUUUUCAGUGGGAGAUGGAAGCUUUUCAGAGAACUGAACUGUGGAAAAAUGAUCUUUCCUCAUCUUGAAGCUACUUUUAAAAAUCUGAGAGUCUGGACCAAGAGACGAUCAGAUUUGGAGUCAAGAUGACAGAUAACGGCGAGUAAAGACUAACUCCAAAAUGGCUUCAUUGAAGAUAAAGCAUUUUAAGAUUAAAAAAAAAAAAAUCUUGUCAGAAGAUCCCAGAAAAGAUCUAAUUUUCAUUAGCAGUUAAUAGUUACUCAUGCAGAAAUGUAUGUAGCAGACCACUGCUCCUUUUGAUUUUAUUUGUACUUUUUGGCCUGGGACAUGGGUUUUCAAUGGACAUUGUCUGUAACAGCUUCAUUAAAAUAAA